This is a messenger RNA of Rhincodon typus (whale shark), 2907 nucleotides long. It is a transcript of the gene tasp1, whose product is annotated as taspase, threonine aspartase, 1. Gene Ontology annotation, molecular function: threonine-type endopeptidase activity. The record is from RefSeq and is a predicted model, not a curated record. Bases 313 to 1551 code for a protein of 412 amino acids. Lineage: Eukaryota; Metazoa; Chordata; Chondrichthyes; Orectolobiformes; Rhincodontidae. The transcript is spliced from 14 exons. Gene Ontology annotation, biological process: protein maturation.
UGUGUGGCCAAGAGGCGGGAACAGGUGGAUGCGGAAGUGAAUGGGAAGGGGAGGCGCUACUUACGGCCGUUGGUCGCGCGCGAUGGGCGGGCCGAGUGGAACGUGCGGCCGUUAACCGCCACCCGCCGGGUAACGGCAAAGGUUGAGAUCGCAAAGUGCGCGUGCGCCGAUCCACAGUGACGGUCCAGUCGAGGCCUGCGAAGCGGCGGCCUCCGUCAGAACUAGGGGUUCCGCGCAGCUCUGUCUCUCCCUCUCUACCCUCCACGCUGAUCCGAUGGAAGGGGGCAAUCGCCAUGGCGCCCGGCUGUGACCAUGGAGGCCGCAGGGAGCCUGGGACCCGGGGAGCCACAGCCUCCCAGCACUGCUGAAGGAGCGGCGCCGAUGAAGAGGAGCGGGGGGGAAACGGCCUCCGAGGCGAAGAGCGUGGGAUUUGUGCUUGUGCAUGCAGGGGCAGGCUAUCAUUCUGAGUCGAAAGCCAAGGAGUAUAAACAAGUGUGUAAGAAAGCUUGCCAAAAGGCAAUAGAGAAGCUUCAAGCUGGAGUUCUAGCUGUUGAUGUAGUUACAGCAGCUCUUAUUGAGCUUGAGGACUCUCCUUUCACCAAUGCAGGCAUGGGAUCCAAUCUCAAUCUAUCAGGGGAUAUAGAAUGUGAUGCCAGUACAAUGGAUGGAAAGUCCUUGAAUUUCGGGGCUGUUGGAGCACUCAGGGGGGUCAAGAAUCCAAUCUUAGUUGCAAAUAAACUGUUAAGUGAAGCACAGAAGGGGAAGCUCUCUGCUGGCAGAAUUCCUCCCUGUUUUUUAGUUGGAGAAGGGGCUUACAAAUGGGCAGUGGAUCAUGGAAUUGUGCCGUAUCCUCCUGACAUGAUGGCAACAAAGUUCAGCUUAUCUGCAUUUAGGAAAAACAGACGAAAGCUGGAGCUUGCAGAGAAGGUGGAAACAGAAAUGAUUCAGACAAAGAAGAGAAGAGAAGUGUCUGAAAACACUAAUGACACAGCUUCACUAGAUACUGUUGGGGCAGUAGUUGUGGAUCAUGAAGGAAAUGUUGCUGCUGCUGUUUCCAGUGGUGGGUUGGCAAUGAAGCAUCCUGGGAGAGUUGGUCAAGCAGCUGUGUAUGGCUGUGGGUGCUGGGCAGAGAAUACAAGUGGUCCUAAUGUGUAUUCUACAGCUGUGAGUACAUCAGGUUGUGGAGAGCACCUUGUGCGAACUAUGUUGGCUCGGGAAUGUUCAGUGGCCCUACAAGCAGAAGAUGCCCACCAGGCAUUGCUGGAAACUAUGCAAAAAAAGUUUAUUCGUUCACCAUUCCUCGCCCAUGAAGACUCUGUCUUAGGAGGAGUAAUUGUUCUUCGCUGCUGCAAAUGCUCAUUAGAAUCUGAAUCAUCAAUAAACACUCAACCUCUCCUAGUUGAGUUUUUAUGGAGUCAUACCACUGAGAGUAUGUGUGUUGGGUAUAUGUCAACUCAAGAUGGCAAAGCAAAGGAUAUCAGCUUUGUCCAGUUGACCCAAAGACUCACAUUUCAAGGCUUCCACCAGGAGCUGUGGCUGGGCAAUCAUUAGCAAUAGAAGGGGGUGUUUGCCGGCUUCGAAGUCCUAUGACCUGAGCACGCUUGAUGACUUAAUGGCACCACACCGCAGUCUCAGAUGGACUAUCCAGCUAUAGUGUAUUUUGUAUAUUUUAAUUAUGUAAAUGAUUUUGAGAGUUUUAUCUUUUUUGAUACAGUAAUUGCACUUUGUACUUUACGUAUCCUGAUUGUGCUGAUAAGUGCUGCUUUAUUCUGAGCAUAUCAUCUCUGCUUAAAUUGAAGAUGAUUUCUAGAAUACUCGUCCCAUUUGUUGAAAAGAAAUGCCUGAUACAGAGUGUCGCUAACAUACUAAUGUGAAAGAGCCCUUCUGUGCAGUUUACUUGAAUUUCAUUUAAAGCAUUGCAUUCCACAUUUGCCACCUGAAAGAUUCCGGUAUAUCUAUACACUGUAUUUAGUAGUUAUUGUGGUGUCUAACUUCGAUAAUAUUGGUUUCACUUCGUAAAGUAACUAUUUAUUUAGUCAAUAAUCACAUGUACCUACCUUGGGGCUGCUAGUCAAUCUGAGGUUUAUUUGCAAGGGAAGCAUUUACAAGGGGAAUUAUAACAGAUGUGAUUGUAACACAAAUCUUUAAAUGCUAAGCUUAAUGUAAACUGUUGACUGUGUACUACUGGUACUAUCAUGCAGGACAUGAUCCUGAAUUCAUCAGCAGUUUUGGUUGAAAAAUAGUGGCAUGUAAUGUAGGUGGAAAAUUAUAUACUAAAGAUUUAAAUAGUAAAACUACGCAUUUAACAGGACUCUGUGCAAUGGGUGUAGGUCCUCAAUGUUCUUUAUUUUUGUUUUAAAUUGCUUACAAUUAACAGUCAUUGGUAUACACUGAAAUCAAAUUGACUGCAUCAUGAUAUCCUGUCAAAGAGUACGUCUUCCACAUUUUCUUUAAUUACAUCGUUCAAAGGCUGGUGUGUGCAGACACUUGUUUCUGCUGCUUUUGCAUAUGGACAUCUUUUGAAUAGGGCCACCUGAUGUGCUGGAUCUGUGUAGCGCACAAUGCCACUUCAUCUUUCAGAAUCCAUCCUGUUUACUUUAGGAGAUGUUGCUGUGCUCUAUAGUUGAGCUUCUUUAUAACAGAUCGAUAAAUUAUGUCUCCUUUUCAGAACCUUUUUUCUGUUAUUCUGAACGAUCCUACUGUAAGCAGUAGAAAAGCUGAGAACCAUUGUUAAUGAAUCAGUCUCUUAAGAGUUUAGCCUGUUGAGGUUUGACUGUACUGAUGUAUUAAACCUAAGGUAGUCGUUAUUUGUGGAUUCAGGACAAUCGUGGUGGCGAGUAAGUUAAAAUGUAUAAUGCUAAAUAAAUUAUACAUCUUUGGAAAAUUAAAUUACAAUAUUUAAUCAUA